This is a messenger RNA of Funneliformis caledonium, 166 nucleotides long. The record is from the annotation of a GenBank genome assembly. Lineage: Eukaryota; Fungi; Glomeromycota; Glomeromycetes; Glomerales; Glomeraceae.
CUUUGUCCUUUUUUCCUCAACAUUUCCUUCCUUUGGUAGCGAUGGUGUUGAUGAAUCAUUUUGUAAAGAACACCUUCGCCAAUCGGGUACAUUUUCAGAUCUAAUACCUUUAAUAAAGCAGCAUUCGUUGGAUGUUUCAGAAGACAUCCCGCUAAAUAUUUAUUGA